This is a messenger RNA of Fragaria vesca subsp. vesca, 1101 nucleotides long. RefSeq lists its product as uncharacterized. Bases 1 to 1101 code for a protein of 366 amino acids. The transcript has 3 exons. The record is from RefSeq and is a predicted model, not a curated record. NCBI's taxonomy places the organism in Eukaryota, Viridiplantae, Streptophyta, Magnoliopsida, Rosales, Rosaceae.
AUGUCCGAAUUCUCGUUGCAAUAUGUUCCGCAAAAGGCAGUAAAAGGACAGGCAAUAGCAGACUUUCUCGCUCAUCACCCCCCUUCAGAGCUCACGGCGUUUCGCAAGUUGGAAUUCGCUGCUGUGGCACUCGCGUCGUGGACCCUUUACUUUGACGGCUCAUGGACUGAUACCGCAGCCGGCGCCGGGAUAGCCAUAGAAAAUCCCGCCGGAGAUCGCUUCUCCUACUCGCUCCAGCUCGAUUUCAAAUGCACCAACAACCAGGCCGAAUACGAGCUGGUGGAGAAGUUCAAGUGCUUAAGCUCGUCCAUUGAACCAUACCUGCGCAAGGCAUUCGAAGUGUUGGAUCAAUUCGACGACGUCUACAUCGAACACAUACCACGCGAGUUCAACUUCGCCGCCUACGAGCUCUCUCAAGUAGCUUCCGGCCUCAGCCUGCGCCAUGAAGUGCACGAACGUUUGCUCAAAGUCGAGCGACGUACCCUUCCCUCUUUCAUUGCUAGGGGGCAAUUUCAGACCGACACCCCAGAGGUCGCGGCCCUAGACCCUAUUGACGAGGAUUGGCGGCUACCAUUUAUCGCCUACCUCCAGAAUCCUAAUGACGCCACUCACUGCAGACAGAUACGUUUCCUCGCUUUAAACUUUGUUUUACGCAACGGCGAGUUUCGUCGGCGUGGUGAAGACGGAAACGACUUCCGCUGCGUGUAUGGGAAUGACGCUAAGCGUCUCAUGCGCGAAUCCAACGGCCAAGCCGAGGCCAGUAAUAAGGUCAUACUUGACAUUCUCCGAAAGAUGCUGGAGUUGACCCCGCGCGUCUGGCAUGAGGAACUUUACCACACCUUGUGGGAUUACCGCACUUCAAAGCGCGGCCCGACGGACACUACCCCGUAUGCUCUUAUGUAUGGUCAUGAUGUCGUCCUUCCCCUAGAGAUCAAUAUCGCUUCGCUCCGCGUUCAGGAACAACACCAACUACUUAGCGAAGAUUACGUCCAAACUAUGUGGCAGGAACUGGAAGAUCUCGAUGAACACCGCGUCAUCACUUUCAACAAUCUCAUCCUCGAGAAACAGCGCAUCGCGCGGUUGUACGAUAAAGUCACGUGA